This is a messenger RNA of Pyrus x bretschneideri (Chinese white pear), 2017 nucleotides long. RefSeq names its product vacuolar fusion protein CCZ1 homolog B-like. The transcript is spliced from 10 exons. Gene Ontology annotation, biological process: vesicle-mediated transport. NCBI's taxonomy places the organism in Eukaryota, Viridiplantae, Streptophyta, Magnoliopsida, Rosales, Rosaceae. Gene Ontology annotation, cellular component: intracellular membrane-bounded organelle; Mon1-Ccz1 complex. The record is from RefSeq and is a predicted model, not a curated record. The coding region runs from base 234 to 1820 and encodes 528 amino acids.
ACGAUCUCUGUCAAAUAAAAUUAUAAUUUGGUACCAAAAUCAAGAUUAAAUCCCUAACAUCUACCCCAAGUUUCGCUGUGUCAUGUAGAUAUCGUCGUCAACCUUUGGCAAAUUAAGGGAAUUCCAAACUCGCAUUUACCUGUCGUCGUUUGAAUUCAGCAGAUAACGAAAUUAGGGUUUUCAAUUUCUAAUCCAACUAUUUGAUUCCGCCAUUAAAUUUGGAAGGGGAAAGUAUGGGCCUGUCGUCGGCCACUACUACGGCUACCGCUCCAGAAGGGGUGCAAUUGUGCAUAUUCGAUUUGAGGAGGGGUCAGAACGAAGGGCAGGAGUUGGACAAGAUACUCUUCUUCUUUCCAGCUGAUUUGCCCUUCUCCGCCCAGUUCUCUGUGAUCGGGCUCAGUGAAGGACUCAUCACAUUUACAAGAAUCUUCUCUCCUGAGGCUGCUUGCGAGGCCAUUGAAGCAGAGAGGCAUUCCCAUGUCUUUCACGAGGCGGAACCCGAUAUCUGGAUGGUCAUGGUAGUGGAGAAAAACAAGGAGUUCGAACCAAUUUGGAGAAGUGAUGCAUUGAGAAAGGUUCUCAAGGAAGUACAUUUGCUUUUCGUGAUGUUUCAUGGAUCGAUAAGAGCGUUGCUUGAUAAGGACCCCGGUGGGGGACUCACUCGUUCCCAUCUGUACCAUUUCGUCAUGGACUAUCUCGGUGCAUUUCUAAAGCGGUCUCCAUUCGAUGAGUGCUGCUGGGAUUUUCUGGUUGGGAAGAAACUGCUGCUACCUUCAUUCCGUGACGCUUUAAAUGAGCGUGGAACUGUACAGAUGCUUACUGUAGGGCGGGAAGCGGCAAUCGAAGUUCAGUCGCUUGUCAGGGUACUUGAAUCGUGUGCUGGGAACAUGCCAUGUCACUCACUAAUCUUGUUUCAGGACCUCUUGGUGUCCACGACACUUUCUCCUGAUGAUACCGUAAACCUCUUUGCAUAUGCUGUUUUAAGGUUGACUCCCCGUGCAUUAUCCUCUGGAGUAAGUUCCUGGUCCUAUUUACGCAAGGGAGCUACAUCGCAUGUCUCCUCAAGUUCUAGCUUGGCCCGUCCUGGUUCUAUUCCAGAACAAUUGCAUGGCUCACUUGGCAACUCUCCUGCUGGAGAUAACAGUUCUCGAGUCGUACGGCCCUUGCAGCCUGAUAAGUGGUCCAAAGGAAAGGAUGGUUUUCUUGUCAGUGAUAUUUGGGGUGCAGACGCUAGUACUGGAACGUCUGCCACCCCAACAGUUUUGCUUCAUCAAACAGAGGAGAGAAUGUAUCUGUGUGCCCAUCAGCAUAAGAGCCUUACCUUAAUUUUUCUUCUUCCUGUUUCUUCGGUACUAAAUGGUGAUCAAGGUGUUUCUGCAGUGAAGCAGCAAGUUCUUGAAAAUGUAUCCCUAAAGCUGUUGAAAGUUGAAGAGAAAUUAUCAAAAGGAUGGGGUGGUGAGAAUGCAUAUCAUGUUAGUGGAUAUCGGUAUUUACUAGCAGAUGGAGACAGAAAUGUAUCCAGGGCUUCUCCACCAGGAAAAGUCACAACCCUUACCAAGGGCUCCUUACUUGCCUUAAGUAAGAUCAGAGAAGAAGUUGAUUUGGAAAAAAGUAGAGCGAAAUCGGAUUAUGCUGGUCACGAGAAAGAAUUGGAAAUUAGCAUCAGGGCGAAAAACAAUGCUUGGGUUAUCGCUCGGGUUACAAGAGGGAAGGAGCUUUAUAUGGUUCUAGAGAAAGCCAACGAAACACUUCUUUAUGCCUCCGAUGCUGUUGAGAAGUUCAGCAACAGGUACUGCAAUGGAGUUUUCUCGUUGAAUUAGAGUAAAUUUCUUGUUUUUGAGAUGUAUACUAAGAUGGUACAACGAAAUGAGAGGUCCGCCAUACAUGCUCAUUGCUCAGUAUUGUGUUAUUUCCUCCUGGCUCUGUGCACCUCACGACGAACCAACCGUUGGACCUCAGCACUGUAAAUUUCUGUGACAUCACACUUGCAAGGAGAAAUAAAUAUCAUUUCAAAUUA